AUGAGGUUAGAUGAAAACAAGAUUUGGGUAGACGGAUGUUUUGAUUUCAUGCAUCAUGGUCACUGCGGUGCACUUUUGCAAGCAAGACGCGCAGCAUCAAAUCCCACACAAUCACAGUUGUUAGUUGGGAUCCAUACAGAUGAGCAAAUCACUAUUAAUAAGGGACCACCAGUCAUGCACACUUUGGAAAGAUAUGCUCAUGCUAGGGCAUUGAGAUGGUGUACACAGGUUAUCGAGAAUGCACCAUAUGUGACCCAACCAGAAUGGUUAGACAAAUAUGGAUGCGUAUAUGUAGUUCAUGGUGAUGACAUUACUACAGAUGCAAAUGGCGAGGACUGUUAUCAAGAGAUGAAGGAUUUAAAUAGAUUUAAAAUGGUGAAAAGGACAUAUGGUGUAAGCACAACAGAUAUCAUUCAAAGAAUCUUAACUGGGGAAAACAAUCAUGAAUCAUAUAAAAUCAAUGGGUUAUAUUAUCCCACUAUCAAAGAAUUGAGCUUUUAUUCACAUGGAAUUAAUGGGAUUGAUAAUUAUUGUAAUGUUUGGGAAAAAUCUUUCAAGAAUUAUUUGGUGAAAGGCUUAGAGAUCAAUGAUUUCAACUCAUGUGUGUUAGUUAUGGGUGUGUUUGAUUUAUUUCAUAUAGGCCAUAUUGAACAAUUACAUAACAUUCAUGAUAAAUAUCCAGAUUGUAAGAUUAUUAUUAGUUUAAUGGAGCCACAGGAUAGAAAUAAAGAGUUUUGUAUUAUGACGUUAAAAGAAAGAGCACUAAGUAUACUAAGUUGUAAAUAUGUGGAUGGAUUAAUAUUGACACCUAGUGAUGAUUUGGAUGCUUUCAGAAAAAUGUUCAAAUUUGUUACUUACAUUGACAAUCCAGAUUUUAUUUCUGGAACUGGAUCUUUCAGCCAAUACUUAAAUAAACAAGUCAUAAUUGAUAGAAUCCAAGAACAAAGAAAUUUAUAUGUGGCAAGAAAUAAAAGUAAAGGUAUGGUCAUAACAUAA
Arxiozyma heterogenica is the source of this 996-nucleotide messenger RNA. It is a transcript of the gene ECT1, whose product is annotated as ethanolamine-phosphate cytidylyltransferase. Gene Ontology annotation, molecular function: ethanolamine-phosphate cytidylyltransferase activity. The record is from RefSeq and is a predicted model, not a curated record. Gene Ontology annotation, biological process: phosphatidylethanolamine biosynthetic process. The transcript has a single exon. The coding region runs from base 1 to 996 and encodes 331 amino acids. NCBI's taxonomy places the organism in Eukaryota, Fungi, Ascomycota, Saccharomycetes, Saccharomycetales, Saccharomycetaceae. Gene Ontology annotation, cellular component: cytoplasm.